Molecule: messenger RNA, 1107 nt
Organism: Teleopsis dalmanni
Lineage: Eukaryota; Metazoa; Arthropoda; Insecta; Diptera; Diopsidae
Product: protein late bloomer-like
Exons: 5
Coding region: 303-947 (214 amino acids)
Cellular component (GO): membrane
Source: RefSeq, a predicted model, not a curated record
GUUGGUGUCAAGAUAUUUAGUUUGUUCGUGACCGUGGCCAUUAAAAGUUGUGCAUGUUUUCAGUUUGGAACUCAAAUUCAAUCUAUUUGCGUCUAUAGAUUUUAGCUUUUAGUUUUUGAAGUUUCCGGGCUAAAGUACGCGCUCUCUAACUCAAGUGGUGUAUAUGAAAUAUCUAUUAAAAAUUUAUCUCGUCGUGCUUCGGUGCAUUUUGAAACACAUUUCAGACCAAAAGUUAAAUAAUUUUACAUAAAAUUAAGUAAAGUGUUAAGGUUUCGUAUACGGAGUCAAAACUAUAGUACAAAAUGGGUUGCGCAACCGGUACAUUGAAAGUCACUCUAUGCAUACUCAAUAUCCUGUCCACGAUUCUUGGCAUAUAUGUCAUAUUAUUUGGAGCGCUCGGUUGGGGCGCUAUGCCACAAAUAUAUGCUAUUGGCAUCAUUGCUUUAGGGCUCGUGCUAGUUUUAAUAUCAUUUUUCGGUUGUUUUGGAACACUGCGUGAGUCUCCACGUAUUCUAUGGACAUAUAUAGUCUUUUUACUGAUACUACUGAUUCUGGUCGUUGUUUUUAUGCUAAUAAGUAAACCGGAUGUAUUUAAGAAAUAUGCAUUAGAAGGUGUGGAAUAUCACUGGAAAAAGGAAUUGAAAAAAUCAGGAGCUAUGGAUACCAUUCAAACCACAUAUUCCUGUUGUGGUCGUAAUUCUCCAGAGGAUUAUAUUACUAUACAACGUUUACCUCCUGCUAGCUGCUGUGUAGAUCAUAAUUGUAUAAAUCCGUUGAAUCUUUAUAUUACCGGUUGUUUAGCAAAAGUGGAGAACUCAUUCUCCGAUGAAGAGAUUAUAAUGAAAUACAAUGAAUGGGGAUUGAUUGGAUUUGAUAUUAUAAUUUUGGUUAUAGCAACUGUAUUAGCUAUACAUUACACAAAUCGGCGAAGGAGAUAUAGUUAUUAAUAUUAGAUUUAUUGGACUUAAGUUAUCUUAAAGUUUGUAAAUCUUUUUUUAAAAUAAUUUUAGUAUAAUUUACUUUUAGAAAUAAAUUAUUUAUUUAUUUUAUUUAAUUUUAUUAUAUUUAAUAAUAAUAUUUUAUACUUGUCACUUGUACCUUUCAAAA